Vanrija pseudolonga is the source of this 620-nucleotide messenger RNA. RefSeq lists its product as uncharacterized. Bases 27 to 587 code for a protein of 186 amino acids. The record is from RefSeq and is a predicted model, not a curated record. Lineage: Eukaryota; Fungi; Basidiomycota; Tremellomycetes; Trichosporonales; Trichosporonaceae. The transcript is spliced from 2 exons.
GCACACCCCUCACACCCCCAACGCAAAUGUCAGGCUUCGCCCUCGGACUGACGACCGGCGUGCUCGCCGGCGCGGCAGUGUACUACACCCUCUCUGCGGGGCUCGAGCAGUCGACCCACCACCUGCGGCAAGGACUGGCGCACAGCAACGCCGUCCUCGAGCACUCGUUCUCGCCGACCGAGGCGCCCGCGCCCGUGUCCCGCGUCGGGCCGUCCUCUCCGGCCGGCGACGCAUCCCUCGGCGACCUCGUCCGGCGCAAGUGGAACGCGCUCGUGUCCGGCGCCGUGGCCAACGCGCGCGAGACGGACUGGGCCGAGCUGGGCCGCAACGCGUGGCAGCAGAGCCGCGAGCUCGCGAGCAAGCUCGGCGACGCGGGGACCCCCGCGGCGGACAAUGCCGCCCGCGCCGUCGCCGCCACGGGCGAGAUCGCCGCUGCGGACGCCAUUGUCGCUGUCGAGGCCGCCAAGGGCGCCGUCGCUGCCGCUGCCGCUGCCCAGCCACCAGCAAAGCCGCCCACCGACGUCAACGUCGACGCACCACUCCGCCCCACGCCAAAGAUCACGGAAACGCCCAAGCGCUUGGUCUAGGGUAUAGAAAUGCAUAGCCUGCGAGAUGACACA